Molecule: messenger RNA, 588 nt
Organism: Puccinia graminis f. sp. tritici CRL 75-36-700-3
Lineage: Eukaryota; Fungi; Basidiomycota; Pucciniomycetes; Pucciniales; Pucciniaceae
Exons: 1
Coding region: 1-588 (195 amino acids)
Source: RefSeq, a predicted model, not a curated record
AUGAGGCGGCCACGUAGCCAGUCUCUCCCGACUCUGAAUCGGGCAUGUCCGGCCGAGAGGCGUGAUAGCACCGCGUGGACAGCCUUACAUAGGAAUGACGGCGGCGCCGUGGACGACGCCCGGCCCACCUACGUUGCUCUUCGGAAAGCUCUUGGAAUGUACAGUGCUGUUAGCCUCCAUGGAACACCUAAGCCGUGGCUAACCCUCAAGAAGGUACACUUGCUUCUGUGGGUGAUCAGUGUCUGUUGCCAAGCAGCCCGGAGCUCCAGAAGACUCCUUGUGCCCACAACCACAUUUGCUUAUAAUCCAUCGGCAUCCCUCUUCCAAGGAACUAUCCACCACAACAUCCGUUCCAGCACCAUCAACCCGAUCACAAGUUCCUACCCAAUGCAUUUUUCCAAUUUCUCCAACAUGCUCUCAGUGAUCUUCAUGCUCCUCAUAGUGAUCGCUUGCGCUACAGGGCAAAAGAAGUUCUUCACAUGUCGGGCCUAUGGAUAUUGCACAUUCGAGGACCGAUUAACCAUCCCCAUAAACUAUGCCUGUAUGUUGACUAUCGAACUCUAUAGAAGUCAUGACCCGAUGGGCUGA